Molecule: messenger RNA, 2983 nt
Organism: Gymnodraco acuticeps
Lineage: Eukaryota; Metazoa; Chordata; Actinopteri; Perciformes; Bathydraconidae
Gene: cenpi
Product: centromere protein I
Exons: 20
Coding region: 87-2336 (749 amino acids)
Cellular component (GO): kinetochore
Source: RefSeq, a predicted model, not a curated record
UACAAAAACCUACUGAGCAAGCGCAGACCAAACGGUCGCGCGGAGUUUGAGUUGUGUUUGAAUUGUAAAGGUUUGAAUGUGUUUGAAUGUGUCUGUGUUUGACGGAGUGUUUUGAAUAUUUUAGCAAUGUAGAAAUGGCAGCACAGUUAAACUUGUCAGGGCAUCCGGAUUCGGGUCUACCGUCUCUAACCGACCAGUCUAUGUCCAGCCGGACCAGCAACAGAAGUUUGAGAGUCGCAGAAAAGGAAAGGAGAAAGAACGAGGCGGAGGACCCGUCUGUUCUGGCCCUGCAGUAUUUCUACAACGUUGAAGCAGGUACUCCUGUCAGUGGUAACGAUGAGGUGGAGAGGAACCUGGUCCUGGUGGAGCAGGUGGCCUACAGAAAUGGACUUUCACCAGAGGCCAUCUCUAUUAUGCUGGAGUUUGCCAUGAGCCUCCGUAUGGGACAUAGCCUUUGUCCCCGGGUGCUGAAGUGUCUUAUACCCGUCACCGUGGUGCCACAGGAGGCUGUUGUUCGCGGUGUGUCCUGGCUCGGAGUUGGCAAAAUACCUGUCAGCACACAAGUUCUUUUCAUAAAGUGGGUGUUGACCGUCUUUGACAUGAUUGAUGCAAAAGACCAGCUUCGAGCUAUCUAUGGCUUCAUCUUCAGCUUCGUCUCAGAGGAAAAUCUGUGUCCUUUCAUCUGCCAUCUGCUGUACCUUUUGACCUCAAAGCAAAUUGUGCGAGUCUUCAGAGUGAGGAAGCUACUGGAGCUACAGUCUAAACUGGGAAGGCAGCCGUUCCUGCUGAACCUACUGUCCCUUUACAAGGUGUUUUGCCCUGAACUGGUGACGUUCUCCAUCCCAUCGCAAUCUAAGAGUGUGUUUAAGAACCACAAUAUGCCCUGGAAAUCAGCUUUGUUUGCCGUCCAGAAGAGGAACGGUUCCCAGGUUGCCUCCAGCAUCAGCCUGGCCUCUGCAUCGAAAGAUGGGACCAACCGCAGGAAACGGAAACGCCACCACCUGGAAAUACCGGUAUUGAGAUCUGUAGUAAAUAAAGAACCUCAGACGGAGACGAGAAGGAGGCUGGUCCCUCUGGUGCAGAUCCAAUCUGUUGCUGAGCUCCUGGAAAAUAUGGACCAUAUAGAGCUGCCCGCUCAGAUGGGCUCUCUGCUGGGCUCCAGUCUGGCCCUGCAGUACCUGGACUGUGUUCAGGAUGAGUCUGCUCUGCUACGCCUCAACUUCUGGCUCGGCUACGCUCUCCACGAAGAAUUGUUGUUCUGUGGCGAUGGAGCCUCCCAGAAUUCAGAAGAAUCUCUGCAGUUUUUGAACAAGUUGCUGUCCACACAACACUUUCUCCAGGAGGGGUUUUCCAGUUCCGAGGCUUUUCUCUACAAAUUUCUCAAUGUUUGGGACGGUUCUCUCCUCCGCCCACAGAUCCUCGGCCUACUAAGCAACAUUCCGGUUAUUCCAAGUUCUCAAAUUGAACGGCUUCUCUUCAAGCCCCUCAUGCAGCUCUUCUUCACAUCAUCCGUGUUUUUCAAGUGUGGACUGAUCGAGUGUCUGAACAACAUGCUGUUGAAGUGGCUGAUCUGGCACUCGGUGUACGCUCUGGAAGACGACUUGGACAUCAGCCGCAACAGCCACACCUCCAUCAACAUGACUCUGUCGGGGUUCAAGGAUUCAGUGAUGGGGCUAGUUGACUUUGUGGGUCGGCUUGCCUCUAGUGGCCUGCAGCUAGAAGGAUGCCACUCUCUCCUCCUCAGCUUCAUCCUCGACUUCUAUACCAUGGUGUGUGACACGUUUCUGAAGUAUGGGCUCCCCCUUGUGGUGAUGCCCCCACCUGGAGUUUUUUACCCAGCGCUGUUUGCUACUGACCCGGUUAGCGUGGACAGACUGGCCUUCAUCAUGUAUAGGUACAAGGUGAACUUGACAUCAGCCAAGAUUCAAGAAAAACUCACAGAUCAAGCCUUUCAUAUCAGCCGUCAGACUUUCCAUGAGUUCAACAACUACACAGUCUACAUGGUCAACUGCCUGUGGAACUCCAAAAUGUUCCAACCAGGCAUGGGUGUACAGCUGGGAGAGGAGCUGCUGCUCAAGAGCAACGUUCCGCAAUACUGGACGAGCUUCGACCUCGUCCACCACCCCGCCUUCAUGAGCUACGCAAUCGACUUCCACCAGAAGUGUUGGCCCGGGAAAAAGGACAUCGACCUCGAUUCCAUAAAGCAUUCCAAGCCAUGGAGCUGGUACCUGGAGUAUUUGUUCAGCCAGGGUUAUGACGGCCUUGCACUCUUUGUUCAGAGCAACAUCAGGGCAAGGCAGGGCAACGGGCAGCAGGGCGACAGCCUGUCCACAUAACAGAGGAAGAUGCUCAACUCAAAGGAGAGGAAGAACAACCACUCGCAACUCACCCAUAUUUUUUUAAAAGACUUGUAAAUACUUAAUCUUCUCUUCAAGCGAGCUACUUCUGGCAAAGUGUUUAUGUACAUAUAUGUAUCUGUGUUUGUUUUGUUAUUUUAAUGACGAUGCUGUCCAGUUGACAAUAAUAGACUACAAAGCCCUGCCGCCCAUUAGCCAGAUGAUUAGGUUUGAAGUCAGUGUAUACACAUUAAACAUGGAAGGUGGUAUGUUUGUUGAAAAUGAAAUAACCUGAAAGGGGAUCAUUGGUAAUAUUAAUAUCCGCACUUGCUGAAAAUAGACAACUGAUGUAUCUACAUGCAGACAAGAUGCUAAAGAGUAACACAACUUUAAAUUAUUAUUUUUCCAUUUUCUUUCUUCGUGUUACAAACAGUCAUUCUUCUUCAAUGUCGGCACGGAUCUUUAACCAGCAAAGGAUGAUUUUUUUUUUUAGCUUGCUUUUUUGUAUUUUAUUCUUGUACAGCUUGUCGUAUGCUAAACCUGACUCUCUUGCACCUUGUUGAAAAUAAAACAGUCCAAGACUUUUACUUUAGAAGCUAAUAAAAUCUGUUGUCUCUUAACAUUACACUGCAGCAUGUCACAGUUAA